Messenger RNA from Malaya genurostris, 3564 nucleotides. RefSeq lists its product as uncharacterized. The record is from RefSeq and is a predicted model, not a curated record. The coding region runs from base 1 to 3564 and encodes 1187 amino acids. The transcript is spliced from 2 exons. NCBI's taxonomy places the organism in Eukaryota, Metazoa, Arthropoda, Insecta, Diptera, Culicidae.
AUGCCUGCUGCUGGUACCACAACGGCUAAAAAGCCACCAUCAAUGCGGGCGUUAACGGCUAGAUUAAAGGAGAUUCAAUUAUCUUUCAACGAUAUUUGGAGAUUCGUACAAGCCUUCAAGGAAACGAAUACAGCAACUGAGGUUGAAGUGCGCCUGAAUAAGUUAGACGAGCUGUGGGAAGGGUUCGGUGAAACAUUAGUUGACAUUUUUGCUCAUGAUGAUUACAAUGCUGAAGGCAGUGCUUUGGAAAAAGAGCGCAUGGAGCUCAGUGAUCGGUAUUACGAAAUCAAAUCCUUUUUAGUUGACAAGGCUAAGGAAUUACAAGAACCGAAUGUGUUGGAUCAAUCUACCCGACUCGGUGACUCGUCGAUACGUGGAAAUAGCGAUCACGUUCGGCUACCACAAAUUAAGCUGCAGUCAUUCGACGGAAACAUAGACGAGUGGCUGAGCUUCCGGGAUCUUUUUACAUCACUCAUUCACUGGAAACCGGAAUUACCCGAGGUUGAGAAAUUCCAUUAUCUGAAAGGGUGCCUGCAAGGUGAGCCCAAAAGUCUUAUCGACCCUCUUCAGAUUACCAAGGCCAACUAUCAAGUAGCGUGGGAUUUAUUGUUGAAACGGUACAACAAUAGUAAGCAGCUGAAACGACGUCAAGUACAAGCUCUCUUCAGCCUGCCUAUCCUUGCGAAGGAAUCUGUUAUCGAUCUACACAGUCUAGUUGAAGGGUUUGAAAGAACUGUGCAAACGUUAGAUCAAAUCAUUCAAUCGGCCGAUUACAAGGAUCUUCUAUUGGUGAACAUCCUCACCACAAGAUUGGACCCCGUCACUCGUAGAAGCUGGGAAGAGUUCUCAGCCAUGAAGGAAACUGAUACACUGACGGAUUUAUUUGACUUCCUCCGGCGUAGGCUUCAGGUAUUGGACUGCUUGCCAACAAGGGUUGCUGACACUAGGGGUGUUCAGCAACAGCAAUUACAACCAAGGCAAAAAAUACCACCCGUGAGGAAUAGUUACAGUUCAACGCAAGCGUCUGGGGGACGUUGUGUCGUUUGCUCGUCAAAUCAUCCACUUUAUCAAUGUGGUUCCUUUCAGCGAAUGGAGGUUUCGGAUAGGGACACUCUGCUGAAAACUCACUCACUCUGUCGGAAUUGCUUCAAAUUUGGACACCAUGCUAAGGAGUGCCAGUCUAAAUAUUCUUGCAGAAACUGUAAGGCACGACACCACACUCUUGUGUGUUUCAGGUCAGAAAGGGAGCACGACAAGAAGGUUGCGGUAGUUGCUGGGGGCAACAAUCCUUCUUCGUCAAGGGAACCAUCCAAUGAUUCUACGAUACAAAUAGCCAACGUGGCGGCUACAGAGGUUCUAGCGGUUAAUUCGGCACAUCAAAGUGCUGCUAAGGUUCUUUUGGCUACAGCGAUUGUUAUGAUCGAGGAUGAUUAUGGCAACAAAUUUCCUGCUCGUGCUCUUUUGGAUUCGGGAUCUGAGUGCAAUUUCGUGACCGAGAGAUUAGGUCAGCGCAUGAAGUUAACACGAGAGCGAGUGAAUAUAUCGGUGGUAGGAAUUGGACAAACAGCGUCCAAGGUCAAAUAUCGGAUUCAAGCAGUUUUACGUUCGCGGGUAUCGGAAUACUCCAGAGAGUUAAGUUUUUUGGUUCUCCCGAAGGUUACGGUUAAUCUUCCAACCACUACUAUCUGCACUGAUAAAUGGAUAAUUCCGGAGGGCAUCAAAUUGGCUGAUCCGGCCUUCUUCGAAUCGAAGGUCGUCGAUCUGGUACUCGGCAUCGAGGCAUUCUUCGAUUUUUUCGAAACAGGGAAAAGAAUUUCUUUAGGACAGCAGCUACCAACAUUGAAUGAUUCUGUAUUCGGUUGGGUCGUAUGCGGUGGAUAUUUAAAUUCCAAUCGAUCACUAAGCAUGAGCUGCAAUGUGUCAACCACGGAGGAUUUAGAAUCGCUAAUGACGCGAUUUUGGACUUGUGAGGAAGUUGAACAAGAAAAGGCGCUCUCGCUCGAAGAGAAACGUUGCGAGGAACUGUUUCUGAAUACGUUUCAAAGAGAUCAAAGUGGUAGGUACACCGUCGCCUUACCCAAAAAUGAAGAUCUAUUAUCUAAGUUAGGUGCAUCAAGGGAUAUCGCAGUACGACGCCUUCAAGGGACGGAGCGUAGGCUUGCAAGAGACACAUAUUUGAAACAACAAUAUGAGAUGUUCAUUGAAGAAUAUCUGCAUCUUGGUCACAUGCGAAAGAUUGAUGACGCGACUCCGGGAUCUGGUAAACGUUGUUAUUUGCCACACCAUCCUGUAGUAAAGGACUCUAGUACCACUACUAAGGUACGCGUCGUAUUUGACGCUUCGUGUAAGACUUCCACGGGGGUAUCACUAAACGACGUGCUACUCUCAGGUCCUGUCAUACAGGAGGACCUUCGUUCGAUUAUUCUACGCAGUCGAAUAAACCAAAUUAUGCUAGUGUCCGAUGUUGAAAAAAUGUUUCGACAAAUUCAAGUUUUUUCCCAAGAUCGACCGCUACAGUGUAUUUUGUGGCGUAACUCGCCAUCGGAUGAGAUAUCUACCUACGAAUUGAAUACGGUGACGUAUGGAACCAAGCCAGCUCCAUUUUUAGCAACAAGAACGUUAAAACAACUAGCGCUAGAUGAGGAAGAGCGGUAUCCGCUAGCGUCCAAGGCAAUCCUUGAGGAUACGUAUAUGGACGACGUCAUCACAGGAGCAAAUGAGAUUGAAUCAGCAGUCAUUUUGCGAACUCAGCUUGAUUCGAUGACAUCAAGUGGGGGUUUUUGUUUGCGGAAGUGGGCGUCUAAUUGUCCUGAAGUGCUACAAGGCAUAGCAGAAGAGAAUAUUGCCAUUCGAGUUUCGGAAGGAAUCGUUCUGGAUCCAGAUACUUCGAUAAAAACGUUGGGACUGACUUGGAUGCCAAUGACUGAUACACUUCGGUAUCAGUUUAAUAUUCCUAUGCAAGAUACAGGUGAACCAUUUACAAAACGGAAGAUAUUGUCGGUGAUCGCAUCACUUUUCGACCCAUUAGGCCUUCUGGGUGCUGCAAUCACCAAUGCAAAAAUUUUCAUGCAGCUGUUGUGGACGUUGCGUGAUGAAAAUAAUCAACGAUUAGACUGGGAUCAGCCGUUAUUUCUAACGGUGGGUGAGAGGUGGAGAAAAUUUUAUGAUCAGCUUCGACUAUUCAACGAAAUUCGUAUCGAUCGCUGUGUUAUCAUCCCAGAAGCGUUGUGUGUGGAAAUCCAUUACUUUUCGGAUGCAUCGGAGAAAGCGUAUGGUGCAUGUCUUUAUCUUAGGAGUCAAAAUUCAGCUGGAGAGGUAAAAGUAAGGCUGCUAACCUCGAAGUCUAAGGUUGCUCCGCUGAAGUUUCAGACCAUUCCCAGGUUGGAGUUGUGCGGUGCACUGCUGGCAGUGCAGCUGUACGAAAAGGUAAAGAUCAGUCUCGCUCUCAUCAACUUUCCUUAUCACACCAGUAAUCGGAUGAAUGAUGAUGACGGAGAUGACUAUGACGAUGAUGAUGAUGGUGAUCUGCUAGAAUUCGCACUGUCCCGUUCUAUUUCGGAUUAA